Messenger RNA from Teleopsis dalmanni, 2011 nucleotides. RefSeq names its product plasminogen activator inhibitor 1 RNA-binding protein (gene vig). The transcript has 4 exons. Bases 367 to 1629 code for a protein of 420 amino acids. Gene Ontology annotation, cellular component: cytoplasm; nucleus. Lineage: Eukaryota; Metazoa; Arthropoda; Insecta; Diptera; Diopsidae. Gene Ontology annotation, molecular function: RNA binding. The record is from RefSeq and is a predicted model, not a curated record.
AAAAAAAAAUAAAAACUAAAAAUAUUACUAACAUUUUUUCGAACUUUCGAAUGUUUAUAGCUUAGAAUGCAAUAGUUCAAGUUUUGGGAAUUGUUUAUUUUAACUAUUGGAUUUAAAAUAAGAGCAAAUAUUUUGAGCAGAAAACAAUUGUCUGAACACUGCGUUAUCGUUGAAUUUUAUUGAACAGAGCUCGAAACUGUCAUUAAUUCUUUUCUUCUUUAUAUGUAUACCAUGCAUGUUGGGCAUGUGUUCUAACUUCUUUGGCUUUUGUGCUGAACGCAGAGGUUACUAUAAGUGAGAAGGAAGCAGAAAAUACUAAAGGUGAAAAAAUUGAAAAGUGCAAACUGAAAUAAAUUAAAUCGAAAAAUGGAUUUAUCUGGUACUAAUCGUUAUGAACUACUGUUCAUGGACGAUGAUAUUAGUGAUCCAUUAGAUAAUACGGUUGUCAAGAAUAAGAAACAGGUUAAGAACGCUAACAGUGGUGGCGGUAGCAAUGGUGCUGGUGUAACACCCAAAUCAACGAAUAAACAAAAUACCGAUGCCAGUAGCAGAGCACAACCUAACAAAAAGUUGACUAAUUUUGAGAAGGAAAACAAAUCGCUUACAUUGAAUAAAAACGAAAACAAGAAAGUAUCAAGCGGAAACGGUGCAAUCAAUGAAAAACAAAAGCAGCAAGGUGGAGUUGCCACUGCCACUGUUGGAGGUACUAAUACUGGAAAUCGUAAACGGAAUAACGCCAUACCACGCGAAAAUGGAAAUCAAGGACCAGUUAAUACGAUACGUAACAAUCGUCGAAAUUUCAAGGAAAAUGGUUUUAAUAACGCAACUGGAGGCGAUGAUUCAACUCAACAGAUCCGUCAAUUCCGAACAGAUCGGGACCGUGAAAAUCGCGGACCACCACGUACUAGAAAUUUUGAGGGUGGAAAUCGUAAUGGCAAACGUGAAUUUGAUCGUCAAUCUGGAUCUGACAAAACUGGUAUUAAAGCAAUUAAUAAACGUGAUGGCGCUGGCGCACAUAAUUGGGGUUCUGUAAAGGAAGCAAUCGAUGACGUUAAUAAGAACGAUGUAGAAGCUACUGGCACCGGUGUCGAAAAGUCCGAUGAAAUAUUAACUGAGCAGGCUGAUACUACACUGGUCGAAGAGGAAACAAAGGAAUUGACAUUAGACGAAUGGAAAGCACAGAAGCAGCAACGGGUAAAACCAACUUUCAAUAUACGUAAAGCUGGCGAAGGCGAAGAUACAUCUCAGUGGAAAAAAAUGAUUGUAUUAAAUAACAAUAAGAGGAAAGAAAACGAAAGCGAAGAAGAACUCGAAUUUGACCCCGCCAUGUAUCCCCAACGUGUUGGUCGUCAACAACGUGUACUUGAUAUUCAAUUCAAUUUUAAUGAUGGACGUCGUGGUGGUGGUGGUUUUGGUGGUCGCGGUCGUGGCCGUGGUCCACGUCCAGGUAAUUCAAACUUAAAUAGUGCGUCUGGGGCUAACAUUGAAAAACCUAAUGUGCGUGGGUUUGAAGGCAACUAUCGUGGGGCUGCUGGGCGUGGAGGAAAACGCCACUUUGUUUCUGAUAGACAACAACAAAAUGCAGCACCAAAAGUAAACGAUGAACGUCAAUUUCCGACAUUGGCUUAAACGCCAUCAAAUCAAAGAUUCAUAAUAAAACAACAACUAAAAGCCAAAUACCCGUAUUAAAAGAAAGCUUCAAAAAUCAUAAAAAAGCAAAGAAACAAAUUUAAACCUAAGCAAAUCAUUCAAGAAUAUUAGAAAAAAGUUUCAUUUUGAUAUUCACUAAGACAGAACUCUUAUUCAAUUUAAAAAAUUCAAAAAGUUCUGACAAUUCAAUUACAAAUUAAAGAAAUUCAUGCUUACCUAAUAAGCAUAAUAAAUUAUUUAAAAAUUCUGGCAACCAAAAUUUGUAACUUAACAACAAAUUAUCGGAGCAUAAAAAUUAACAAAUCCAUUUCAUUAGAUUGCAAAACUAUUAAAUAGCGCAUAUAUUUGCACAUAAAAUGUA